Toxorhynchites rutilus septentrionalis is the source of this 14097-nucleotide messenger RNA. It is a transcript of the gene gol, whose product is annotated as E3 ubiquitin-protein ligase goliath. The coding region runs from base 1942 to 3996 and encodes 684 amino acids. NCBI's taxonomy places the organism in Eukaryota, Metazoa, Arthropoda, Insecta, Diptera, Culicidae. The record is from RefSeq and is a predicted model, not a curated record. The transcript is spliced from 11 exons.
ACUUCUGUCUGCUUGGAUAGAUACACACGCGAAUACGGGAUCAGUCCGGGACAGGCUAAAUCGCGAAUGCACAGAUUUUUUGUUUUUCCCUGACUGAGAGCUUCUCGGUCGUGUGCAAAGAGUGUUGUGUUUUUAUUUUAGUUUGUUUUGUAUCUUGUCUAGUUUUCAAUUCAUCUCAAUUCUGCGAGAAGAAACAAAACGGGUUUCGAGCUGCAUUGCGCGAAACGUAUUGAAAAAAAAAAAGGAAUGUGCGGGUGAACACACAGUGAGAGAAAAGCAUGCAAAUUUAAUUGCGGAGACAUCCUCUGCCCUCUGCCCGCUAUAUAUAUAACAGAGUGGAAAAUCGAAAUUUUGUGCCUAACAAAUUGCGAAGGAAAUUAUUCUGGCAAAAAUACAAAGUGCAGGGCCACAACACAUUCGCAUUCGCGUGAAAUAGAGAGAGAGAGAGCGAAAGUGCAAAUCAUAAUUUUUCAAACAGCAGCAGAAAAACAAAAGCAAGGGAUCCAAAGCGAGCGCUGCGUAUGAAAGAUCCGCCUUCGUAGUGGCUUUGGGGGUGUUCUAAAAAUAUCCACAAGAAACGGGAAUCAUUUAUUCAUACUCGACUCGCGCGCGCUCUCUUUCCCUCUCUCUCACCUUGAGCUGCUAAAUAAUUAAGGAAGCUGUGUGAACCAUGUUUGCUGUUUACUGAACUGAGCCUGAGCCUGAGUUGACCCCCGUCGAGCCUAUUUCGCAAACGAUUAGGGGAGGCACAAGGCGAAGAAAAUCCGGAAUAUCCUGGCACCGGAGUUGGUGAUAAAAACAAAUUUUCGAAAGAUGCUGAUGUGGGCCCACCGAGCGCGCAGUAAUUAGCAGCAGCAACAACGCAACCAGGAGUCGUGCGUUACAUCGUCAGCUGUGAAUCCGUGAGUCCGACGGAAGCCCCAUUCCAAGUGUAGCCGCCGACCAGAGCGGUACAGUCGUACCACAACGAAUGGAUGUAUAAUACCCAAAAAGGGCUCUCAGCGCGGAACACAAAUCGGAUCGGCUAUUACGAAACGUGUCGCUGCCGUUCCCAGGUCGACAGGUAGGAAUAUUAGAGAAGCCUUCGGGAGCUCCUGAGUAUUCCACCGUUUGCAAAUAGCUGCUGCUGAGGUGUUGUGUGCCUAGAGUAGUCGGGUGCCAGUAUCGUAGAGUUCCGCAGAGCAUCGCCGCGAAAUUGAUUGACUCGGGAAAGGCAGUCGUCUGCGGAGUUGACGAGAAAUCUUUGCAAAUUACAAAAAAAAAAAAAAAACUACGCGCGCACUUCCAUUCGUGUCGUUGCUGGCGUGGUUUUCGCAAGCAAUUAUAUCCUAGGAAAGGCAGAAGUGAGAAAAAAAAUCACCCCACUCAAAGUGCAUCGUAGCGUUUUUAUGUUAGUCUCCUGGUUGUUUUUUUUCUGUGUCGUGAAUUGAUGAUAAAUGGUGAUCGCACGACCGCAAUUAUCCGUUGUUAGAGGAAAGUGCUUAUUGGUAUCAGAAACGGUUUAUUUUUGUCAGCGAUAAGUGGUAUCACGGUACGACGCGAAUCGCAGUGAAAGGAAGAGGUGUGGGCGAGUGUUUGUGUGUGUAUGCGCGUUCGCGAAAUAUUUGCAGGGCUUCUAGAGUCCCGAGCGCUUAUCAACGCCAACGCUUCGGACGCUCAUAUGCAAUAUGUUAUCGCGACCCAUUACGACCUGAUGAAGCGUUUUCUGGUGCGAUUACAAAGGUGCCAAUCGAGUGUUAUAGUCGUGUUUUCGCGUAUCGCCAACAGCAGGUCAGACCUUAUCGCGAGCCGUAAGUGCGAAUCGCGCAUUGCGUCGGGAAACGGUGUAUUCCUGUCGUGUUGAAACAGCGGUUAAUUACUGUGUUGUACCAGGCGAAGAGGGUGUGUUAGAGACGUAUUUCUAGUUCACAGUGAUCCCUGGAAGAAGAUUCUCAGCGGAGAAUGUCUGCUCUAAGCCAUCAGGUGAACAUGAAUAACUUCCUGUCGCUGUUGGUUGGCGCCUCGUUGGUGGCAGCCAACUCCUCCCCGAGUCACCACGAUCUCACAUCAUUCUCCCAACCGACGGAAUUCUCCAACGGGGUAUCCUCGUUCGCCCUGCCGGCCGAAGAUCGAACCGCGUUCGAUAUCUACACCUUGGCCUAUCUGAACUACAGCUAUGUCGACUCCAACCAUAUCGAAAUUCACGAGGGGGAACUGAUCGGCAAGUACGGCGAGGGGCGUAUCCUGAACCGGACCGGUCUGCUCAUCCACGUGACAAAGUCGGACCGAGUCGACGAACACACCGGCUGUACCAGGGAUUGGAAUGGGACGAGGGGUGAACCGUUGCCAGCUCUUGGUGUUCAGUGGAUUGCGUUGAUCAAGCGCGGAAAUUGUAACUUCGAGGAGAAAGUCAAGCAUGCUUAUACCCACGGAGCGGCCGGUGUUAUCAUCUACAACGAUAAGGACGACCAGCGGCUGGAUAAGAUGAAGAUUAACGAUAAAGAACAAGACAAUGAAGGUAACAUUACUGCCGUGUUCACAACCAAAGCCAAAGGGCACGAACUAAUCGACAUCCUGGAGCGACAGCAUUACGAAAUUACCAUGUCAAUCAUCGAAGGCAGCCGUCACUACCGAUCGUUGGCCAACAUCAACAGAACCUCGGUGCUCUUCGUAUCAAUCUCGUUCAUAGUGCUGAUGAUAAUCUCGCUGGUCUGGCUGGUGUUUUAUUACGUCCAACGGUUCCGGUAUCUGCAAACCAAAGACAAACAAUCGAGGCGACUUUGCAACGUAGCGAAACGAAUCAUUGCCAAAAUUCCAACCAAGAGUAUCAAAUCAGAUGACAAGGAAAUCGACAACGAUUGCUGCGCUAUCUGCAUCGAGCCGUACAAGGUGACAGAUGUGAUACGCGUCCUGCCCUGCAAACACGAGUUCCACAAGACUUGCAUCGACCCCUGGCUGCUGGAGCACCGCACCUGUCCGAUGUGCAAGAUGGACAUCCUCAAGCAUUACGGCUUUGUGUUUACCGGUAGCCAAGAGAGCAUUCUCCAGCUGGAUCUAGACAUGGAGGAAGGUGAUCUAAUUGACGAUCACAGCAGUACGGACGGUGGCUACCAGCGGCGCAAUAGCGUCAGUCCUCUACCCCAGAUAAGAUCCUCGAACGAUAAUCAGCUCUCGCGCAGCUCAUCGGAGUCGGAGUCGGAGCACGAGCCGCAGCACCGAACGGGUGGCGAGUCCUCCCGCCACUACCAUUCCAAUAGACAAUCGAUCGGAAGGGACAGUAUCGGGGAAGGAGUCGCCCCUGCCCCUGGUAACGGUUCCGGAGGCAACCGAGACGAGAGUGACAUUUGCGUUGGCUGUCUGGCGGCUGCGUUGAACAAAAAGCAACGCAACCUGGAGGGAACCUUCUCGCAGGAUGAUCCCGAUAGUGAUGUCCUAAUUUCACUUUUGCAGUCCUACAAUCCUGAACCGCACGGUUCAACGAGUCUUCCCGCUACGCUUAAGAAGUACAAAGGCAACCACUCGACCGGGUCGUGUCGUGGCAUGAAUCCCCCGGACCACUACCACCAAUAUCCACACCAGCCACAGCAGCAGGAUCCGCCGCAACCACAGGCUCAUUCGAAGCUUCCCUUCAAAUUCUACAAAACCGAUGGCGGAAAAGCGCGCAAGUCUCGCACUCCUCUUAAGAAUCUUAUUUCCCAGUCGGUAUCUGCGCCCGGUGACGAUAGCUCCCUGACCGAUAUCAAUCUGGGUUCCCAGGACGAACGAACCUGCUCGUACGUCCCGGACGUUGCGGUCGGGGCUCAACCAUCGCAACCGGGUCGUCGCUGUUCGCUGUCUCGAACGUCCUCCAAUGGUUCGGAUUCAAGAAACUUUGCUCACUACCAUCAUCACCAUCACCAUCCGGGAAUGCCCGAGCCGGAUGACGACGAAGGUUCGGACGAAACCGAUCCGAACAGCGACAACGAUCUGAUCGUGAAAAGCAGAGAUGGCAGUGAUGGUGAAUGCAAGAAGAAGUGAUAAAAGUGAUAUUAGUGUAUUCCAAGCUCUCGCGCUCCAAACUUAGUUGCAAAAAAAAAGGAAAUUAUUUGACGAGAACAAAUUGAACAAAAACACAGACACACACCCAGAGCGAAGGAAGAAAAACAAACUUGUUCCAAAAUAUUUUCCAGCCUAGAAAUAAGACAAAAAACUACAACUGUUAGGUUGAAAUCUUAUGCGUGAUAUUAUUGUAUUUUCCUCUCCGUAACGGUCAAACCGCGGGAAGCGGGGAUCGUUUCCAGUUCCAUGGAAUACAAGGUUUUAGUUUGGACAUUGAACUUUGUUGAUUUAAGGAUCCUCCUUCUCUAUAGCUCCCGAAGGGAGGCAGUACUUAAAAAAGAAGCAACUCUAACCUUCUAGAUAAAAUUAGGAAAUUUUUCGAAACUAGAAACCAUAGGCUUUAAACUCAAUUCUCUCUAACCCCUCAGUAAUAUAGGGGAAUAUAGUGAUAACGAUUUUAUCUUGUUAAAAUAGCAGCAGAUGCGUAAACAAAAAGCAAACAAACAAACAAACAAACGGUAGAACAAUACUACACUGAUUUAGGGCGAAAUGUAGCAGCCUGAUAGCUACCUAUUGUAGACGAGUAAAAGUUUUCACUUAAAACACCACCAGUUACAAGAUUUCGAGAUGUUGACAACAAUCGACCGCAGCUUCCGAUCGCGGCGCCAUUGCUGCCAGGAAUUUCAAGUGUGUAGAGAUUUAAUAGGAAUUCGAUGAUAGAGUAAUGUUUUUUUUUUCUCAUACUUACUAAACUGCUGCUGAUCCGAUGGGAUUAGACUUUUGAUUAUGGAGCGAAGGGAUGCAAUAUUUUGAGAGGGGAAGCGAGAUGUGCGUCAUUUGAAUGUGAUUGAUUACCUGAAGAAUCCGUUUUUCGUACUUUACGCGCAUAUCUAUUGGUUAUUCAUCCAUUUUUAAGCGAUGUCCGAAACUGGUGGAUCAAACUAGCUCGUUUUGAGACUUACACCCCUAUUCUGUAUUUCGAUUGAUUCGAAAUUUUUUGAAAGACUUGAUAAAAUUCCACUCUGUGUUCCGUUCGCCAGGUCAUUCUUUGCGUGGACACCGACUGGACAACAUCGUUGCUGGAUGAGCUGGACGGCGAGGGAUCGAGUACCUUUCUCAAGGCAAUGAGGGUGGAGGUGUUGUGCAGGAAUAGAGUAAAGUUUUCCAAGAGCCUUUCUCAAGGAUAGAGACGAAUGAACUGAGAAAGUUUAAAGUCUCUAUAAUACAAAAUCUAACCUAACCUCCGUUCGAGUUGUAUUUGAAUUUCGUUCGAUCUGUUUCUCUUCGCGCAUUGAAUGGGUAAUACGUUCGAAAUAGGGAAUGCGGAAUUAUAACUCGAACGAAAUAACGAUUUCGUACGAAAUGGAAACCCGUCGCAAUACAGAAUAGGGCUGUUAACUGUUGUUUUGAACCGUAAUUCGCUUUCUACCUUUUUUGUAUCUUCUAUAAUUUCCACUUGACUAUCUCUCUAUGGGGUGGAGCUCUGAUCUGGAAUGUUUGGACACCACCUUCACGUUGUUUUCGGCAUAUCAUUCCAUCGCCUUCUUUCCAAAGUGACAGAAUACCAUAUUUGUCAAAAACAAAAUGGGUUUGUUGUGUUUUGUUGAGGAAAGUGUGUAAUUCGCCAAGCCGGAAAUUCACCAUUUUGCUUCAUUGAAGGGAAUAACACCUUAAGGUAGGUUUAGAGUUUCCGUGAACGUGAACGCGGACAAACACGUUUUUGUUAAUAAUUCAUCAGUCCAUAUAUAAAACGCUAGGAAAACAUCUUGAAACAAUAAGAAGAAACAUUUGCUAGUUAUAAAACAUGUUUAAAAACAAUUCAUAUUGAUAAAAGUCAAUUAACUCAAUAGUUCACAAAGAUUCUGAAUUUCCACCGUGGAAUCGAGAUGUUAGUGAGCUCACCAUAGUUCACCGACUUCGGUGAACGUGAACGUGAAAACAGUGGUGAAUAUAGACGUCAAAAUAUUUCCCCGUUCAUGUUCACGUUCGAAUGUCCCAAGGCAUUCUGAAAAUUAUUUCACCGUGAACUGUAAAAGGAUAUUGUUUAGCAAUUCUCAAGUUUUCAAUGAAAAUUUUGAUAUGGAUGCAAUUUCAUUCAGACGGGUCUCUGCGCGGGUUGAAAAACUUCGUUGCUUCGGGUUGAUUCGUGAACAACUGUAUAUUUUAUCCGAAUUACUUUACUGAAGAUCGAUGUUUAUUUACUUCACGUUUACUGCCGAACUUUUAAUAUGAACGUGAACACGAACAAAAUCAUUCUAUUCACCACGAUUUUUUGAGCUGUUCGUUCGCAAUGUAGUUCACCGUGAAAUGAUCGUACUAUUCCACCACCUGUUCAAGUUCACGUUCACGGGAACUCUAAACCAUGCUUUACCUGGGCUAAUGCUCGUAUGGGAAAGAGGACGAUGACGGGGCUUGACAUCACACGAGCGUAAUUGUGUCAAAGCGUUGCCAGGGGAGACGCCAUAACCGGGCUGUAUAUACUUAGGCGGAUGCCAUAAAGCUAUCGGUAACCUGCAGUGAUACCAGCAUACAUUCGAGCAUCCACACAGAAAGUAGUUCGUCAACUUCGCAUGCGUAGCGCUUGAAGAGCAAACGUUGAAAUUAAAAUAGAGUAAUAAUUCUAUACGUAUGCACCUACAAAAUGAUGGUGGUUCAGGUUUUUCAACGAUUCCAAGCCGCAUACACGACUUCGAUUGACAUUUCGUGUCAUAUCUUCACCAAAUAGUUCUUAAAAGUGUUCAAAGUCAUAUGUUUUACUUCUCCCAACUUUCCUGGCAUGUAUCCCUAAAUGCUGAAGUCCAAGGAAUUCUAAUUUGGAGAUGAUGCAGGCCAUAGAACUGAAACACAAAUUUCUGCAAAACUCGAGAACUAAUCAAGCAAAUGGAACCAAAUUUGGCAUAUGGAGGUUUUAGGGAGCCAUAAAUGUUUUUAUGGUGGUUUGACACUCCUUUCCCCUCUCUGAAGAGAGGGGGGGAUUGGAAGUUGCUGAACAACCCGAGAAUCAAUCAAACUUAGCAUAUAGAUGUUUGAGGGAUCGAUAAACGUUUCUAUGGUGGUUCAACAAUCUUCCCCUCUCUCUAAGGGGAGGCUGCCUUACAAAUGAAACACAAAUUUCUGCAUAACUCAAGAACUAAUAAAGCAAAUGGAGCCAAAUUUGGGAUAUGAGGGUUUUUGGGUACGAGAAAUGUUCCUAUGAUGGUAUGACACCCCUCCCUCCUCUGGAAUGGAGAGUGGGUUCCAUAAAAAUAAUACACAUAUUCCAACCAAACAUGACAAAUGAAAAUUUUCGGAAAACUCUGAAGGAAAAUGAGAAAAUUCGAAAAAUUCAAUUCGCAUGUGUUUUACAGUUACAUAUUGACGAGCGUUGUUAGUCGAUUUGAUGUUUGCGGUAACGAAAUUGAUCUUCGUUCGAAAGUGGAAAUGGAUUUUAAUGUGAUAAGACGCAGUCCUAUAUCGUCUUCUAUCUAUAUAAAAAAUGGAUCGCCGAAUGUGUUGAUAAGAGCAGAUCUAUUACCAGCCAUAAAGGUGAAGAUGGAAGGCAGCCAUUGUAGUAGUAUUGGUAAAACCACGUGUAAAAAUGGAGUAAUAGUGUUUGUGAGAGAAGAGCAAUUUGAUUCGUUUGUUUUGAUCUUCGUACGUAAAUAGAUCAAUUCACUUAUCAGACUAUGUGGCACUUCACUGACACAAAUCUUAGAAUACAUUUGAAAAAAAUAACAAUUCAAUACUGAAGUUAAAUGUAUGAACAAUUGAAAAUAUUAAUAUAUAUAUAUUUAGAAGGAGUAUUUGCAUAUGAAGUAAAAUUCUGAUUAUGCGCGAGUGUAACAUGAGCAAAUUUAUAACACAUCCGAAUUAGGAUUCUUUUGGUAUUAACAAGUUCUUCCGCACAGUAACUCGAUGUUGAUAAUUCCUUAAUAUUUUUCUUCGUUUAUCGUAUUGUUUUCACAUAUUCACGUUGGAGAGCCUUAAGCCUUCUCUUUGUUGGCCGAGACCUUUUGAUUGAAUGUAAUAUUUUUCCGUUCACUAUUUUUGAAGCAUAGGCAGCCGGUAGGGAUCCUUGUACCAAGACGAUCCAACCAUUGCGAAACAAACAAAAGAAACUUUACAGCUAAACUCAAUUGUCAGCUUGAACCCUGGACGUGAGCCCUUUCUAUAUGGUCUACGGCUACGCUUUUUGCAGCCAGCAUAGAAAAUCACUAGCAUAUAAAUCAUGACCUAAAAUUAAAAAUGAAGUGCUCCGUGCGAUCCUGCAGCAGUGAUGUUAAUUGCAAAUCGGCAAAUAAAGCUUCCGGAUGGGUAUUCAAACAUCGCUUGCCCAAGGAAACUCCGAACGUAAUCAAAUGUUGAACAUAUAUGUACCAAGAUUGACUCCAAACAAUAAACAAUAUGUGAGCCCUGAGCGCGAUCCCUGCUUUAUACUGUCUACGCUCAAUUUUUUGGUUGAUUAGGAUCAACGAACUUACACAGUUACCAGUCCUCGCGUUAGUAUUAGUGAAUGGCGUGCAGAAUUGUUGGAAUUUAUGAAAAAUUUAAGAAAAAACCGAGGGGUUGUAUCCGAGACACGACCACUUAGGACGUAGGGCUACGCAAUAAUUUUUUUUAAAUUUGUUGGUUUAUUAUUUCGAAUAUUAUUUGCGAAUACGUCGAAAGUUCAUAAAUAAUUCUUUAGUAAAAAGUUCCGAGGACCCUGAAAAGGUUUAAUGGAUUGCGUGGUUUUGUAGAAUGAUUUCGAGAAGCAACGAUUAUUUCUUGCCUUUGCGAGAACAAUACACUAAUUGGUCAUAUGUCACAAUUUGUUUCUUUAUAUCAAUGCAUGCAUUGCACUGAGUAUUUAACGGGAAGCAUCUUCCAUGCAUCGCUAUUUAACAAGCAUUAAACACGCAUCUAACAGAUGCAAACAGUUGCAGCGAUAAACGUUAGAUGAAAUAUUCACUAGCGUUCACUGCUCGAGGGGAAACAUACAACACAAAACGAGCAGAAUAAGCGACCAGAAAGAUUCUGAGAAUUGUCCUCAGAGGAGAUGCAAUACUUAUACGCUAGAGCUUACUUACUUCGCAAAUAUUCUCUUUUCGCUAUCCCCCUUCGAUGUUUCUAUUCUAGCGGCUGCAUAAGUUGCUCGUUAUUGACAGCUCUGUUCGGGAAAGCACACAAAUUGACAGAACAAAUGUAUGGGGGAUGGGAAUGCUUCCAAUUUACAUCAAUUUAAAUCAUAUACAGACUAUGGAAUUGCAAUGUCUAGCAUAUCAAACAAAUUUCCGAUUUCGAAUGGUAUGCAAAUCGUUGAAAUCCGUUCGCAACAAAAAUAGUUAUUAACGUUAACUUUAUUUCAUAAAAACUUGAGCUGUUUUUUGAUUUGGCACCCUUAAUGUAAAACGUAGUCCUACGUCAAAAGCAAGCUCGCUUUGAGUCCGAGUUCAACUUCCAUACAGAUGGUUUAUAUAAAAAAAAUCACAAAUUUUCUGAACCAAACACCGCGAAUCUGCACGUUAUUUUAUAUGUGUGAGUAAUCUUUGUAUACGAUACAAACAAUCUAGCUCACCUGUAGUAUAUGUCAAACGUUGCAUUGGAAUCAGUGUUGCCACAUGUACAGAUUUAUCUGGAAAGGCACAGAAUUUCUCUCAUUUCGGUAUCGGGGUGUAAGUUCAGAGUUUCGAAAACGAGAGAGUGACGUUGGACUGCAAGGUUUUGAACGUAAAUACCUCUUUACCGGCUGAAUGGAGUGGUAUAAUAAUCUCUUCAUCUGAAAGAUAAAAUGUCAACGAGUUAUAUGAUUGUCACUGAUUGUCCAAAAAAUCGUUUCAAUAUCUUAAAAAUUGAUUUGAAAGCAAGCUAUUGAAAUCAUAACAAUCUAGCUCAUUGAUUAUGAUUGGUGAUUGCAAUGUGUUCCCGAACACGGAUGCAAAAUCAGGGCACCUGGAGAAACCGUCAUAGCAAAUACAUGCAAGCUGUGAUUUCUUUUGCUCGCUUGCAUUGGUGUUUGGGAAACCAUAGCGGACACAUGCAAGGCGUGAGUACUUUUACUCGCAUCAGUUUCAGUUCUGCUUUCGCAUGGAAAAGUCAUGAAAAAUUGCCACAUCACGAUAAAAACGAAAUAAAUUUUAUGCAAGGUUAUAUAGACAUUAUUUCGUUUUCAGCAUGAAAUGGCGCCCUAAGUUUCUAUUCUGCGCAUGGAGUGAUCAUGAAAAAUUUCGUGUUAUUCUCACGAAAACAAAAAUGAAUCACGUAUCAAACAUCUUCAAUUGCUUUUACAAGGCCACUCAAAUUUCCCCGGUUCGUUUCGGGACCACCAACAAGUUCGAAAGAGUUGAAUUUUAUGUUAAUAACAAUUCCAUACUUAUACUCAUCCACCCACACACUAAAAAGGAAAACUUUAGGCAAUCUUUCAAAAUAUUCAUCAAUUCAUUAAUUAAGAAUUGAUUCAGUUGUAAUUUCAAAUCAAUGAUUACCGAGCCAACGGCAGUCCUACGUCUACCUUGCGGUUAUAUCACAGAUAUAACCCACUUCUUGUUUUUUUCAGAUUUUGUGGUACAGAUUACAAAAUUUUGCUCAGAAGUACAGAUAGAUACAUAUUUUUUUGGGGUGCUACAAUUAUAAUACGUGGUUGGUCAAGCAGAUGAGGGAGAGGUUUGAUUUCGGUGAUUUGACCCUCAAACUUGCUGCAAUGUUGAAGCCCAGAAACUUUUUCAAUCUAACACUUGCAAUCCGUUUCUUUGCCGAUUCAACAGUGGUGCACUUUGACACUGUAUGCCCUUCUUCGUAGAAUUUAUUCACGUUUAAUCGUAGCACCUUUAUACAGCUUCUUCCAAAUUAUCUAUACUUUGAACAAGGAAAGGAAACGGGCUCUGAAAUGAAGUUAACUCAUUUAAAAAUCAGUUCGAGGUGUAUCAUUUUAAAUUUUUGGGAAAAGAGAAACGUUACAGGGUGAGCACGGUGAAUGAUUUAGUACACAGACGUGAUUUCGUGCCCGCAAUUGUUGUACGAUCAGUUAAUUGUGACUAGGCACAUAAUCGUGUGGAGAAAGACAACUCUCUAGAUUAUGAUAUUCGAAUUUCAUUCGGCGGAUUUUGCCCAUCAUAACCCCAUCGCGUCGAUGCUUCAAAACUUUGAGAUAAUAUUCUCUAGUAACCAUUUUGUCAGGUAGAGCAAAUACAGAUAUCCUUUUCAUGAUCUUGCAUUAGGAUUUUUUUUCUUAGAAAUGAAUAGAAAUCUUAAUGUUUUUGUUGUGGAAAACGGAAAAUUAUUUUCUCUAUUGUGCCAAACAUUCAAAGCAUGUUAAGUAUACAAAAUGCAAUCAUGUAUAUGUAAUAAUGUAACAUAAAUGUGUGCAGUUUUUCAUACUCUCUAUUGAGAAUCAAUUUAGAUUUAGGUUCAAGUGAUCGUGUUUCAUAAUGAUUCUAUUGGUGCUGAAAAUCCAAUAUUGAUAUUUUUCGAUAGACUAAAUUCACGCACUUUGCAGAAUUAUUUCGAUAAUCGUGGUCAUUUUCCUCAAUACCUUCAGUGAAGUCUCUUUAGAUCACACAACAAACCAGAGAACGUAUUCCGAUUUUUCAAAUUCGUCAAAUAUCUGAAGUUUCAAAACAAAACUUCAACAAAGUAAAACUAUUUGCAUUUUUGUUAGUAAUAUUGCGUGAAUAUAAAAUAAUACCAUACCUCUAGCAUCUGCCAAUAUUCUUUGAUUUUCUAUUCGAGCCUUCGAUUUCGCAAAGGAUAAACACGUUUUAAAAUAAAAAUGUAUUAAUGUAAAUAAACUUCUCAGUUUAUUUGAAUAUUCUAUGUGUUUAUUUGAAUAUUCUGUGUGAUAGUUUUUCCACGAGUGAUGAUUUUAAACGAAAAUAGUGUCUGACAAUGAGUACAUAAGUUAUGGACUUAAGGUUCUGUGCUAAAUAAAAACAUGUUAGAGUUUGCAUUUAUUUGCAGAGCCGAUUUCCCCAGAAACCUCGGGUUUGAAGUCUGUGUUAGGGAAACACAUUUCAAUCGGAACAAAAAUACCCUCGAUUUGUAUGAAUUCGCAAUGCCGAUUUCCCCACGCUCCAUGGAUUUGAAGUCUGUGUUAGGGAAACACAUUCCAGUCGGAACAAAAAUACCCCCGACUUGCAUGAAUUUGAAAUACCGAUUUCUCCAGGCACCUUGGUUUAGAAAUCUCUAUUAGGGAACACAUUUCGGUGGGAACAAAAGCUCCCCCUACUUUCGUGUGUUCUUCUUCUUCUUUUUGGCUUUAAGAGGGUUUAAACUUUUCAGUUCACUCGCCUCUAGGCUCUUUCGUGUGUUUGCAAUGCCGAUUUCCCCAAGGCUGCUUGGUUUUGAUGGCUGUGUUAGGGAAACCGUAAAUCGGGCCAAUCAAAACGAUGCAGUUAGGGCGUUUAGAUAACGCCUAAUAUUUUACAGAUAUUCAAUUGUUUAUCUAAUGAAAAACAACAUUUUGUUAGUUGCGAUAGAUGCGUAGAAAUAUUCCCUAUCAAGUGAUGCAAACAUCUUUCCUAUCCAGUACGAAAUGUUCGAGCUAUAAGCAUUCGAAAUCUUUCAUUUUUUCCUGCAUGUUCUGUGUUUAGGUUUUCAUUUUACCCUCCAUAUAUUCAGGUUAGACGUAGUCCCACGUCAAAAUGCAGAACAAAACAUUUCGAUUCUGAUGCUUAUUCUAAUCAUUGUGUAAGAUACAAGAAUAAAAGCAUACCUCUGUGAACUUUCGAUGUAUGUUGGUUGUUGUUCAUGCAACGCGCUGGUCUUUUCGCGUGGACGGCAUUGAGCCUCGUGUUCCGUUGGCGUGAAGCGAAAAUGGUAAUAGAUCUUCAGAUGCAAUAAACAUAUUUCUAAAAUAAAUCUCGUGAUUGGAAAUUAUUUUUUCCGUAUCAAAUGUGUAUUUUAUGUUGAACAAAUACACGUUUUCCACAAGUGAUAAAAAAAUAUUUAAACAUAGAAAGGGUUCAGCAAUGGUUUUAUAUUAAAAUGGUAAGAUUUUUGGUAAAAAUAUUAGAAAAAGUCAUAGAAAAUUAGUUGAAUAAGGUUAGAAAUUCGUGUUUUGAGUAUUAAAAUAAUACCAAAGCAAAAUGUUCAUACAAGUUUCGAUAUUUUGAAACUACAUUUGGGCCUGGUAAUUUGCUAGAGAGUGCGAAUGCUUCACAUCAACCUAAAACUUUGGCAGAUGGCGACACCUCCGUCAUCGCGAUUCUCAUUCACAUUGGGUUCCCAACUUGCACGGUGAUCGAUAUCCGAAGACCCAAACCUUUCCUAUUGGAAUUGCUCGUUGGGAAGCAUUGCACGCAACAAUUGAUACACGAUCUCGCUCCCCUGAAACAUUGCAUCCAAUCUUUAAUUGCGUACCAAAACUUGUACAGCCGACUCGAUUUCUCACGAAUUGUACUUUUUCUGUUCUAAUUUAUUUUGAAAAUAGUUCGCAAACACGCCGUACGCAUAGAGGAAUUAGAAUUUGGCGCCCAUAGAACAAUUUUUCCGACCCAUAUAGUAUUUUUGGUCCCUAGAAUCGAAUUCGAAAAUCCCGAAACGCAGUUAUUUUGACACUCAUUUAGAAGGGAUCAAAUUUGUUUGUAUUUUGUGAGUAACCUUAUUGUACACAUAGAAUAUGCAAAAUCUUGGUGUUGUUAAAAAUUCGUUUGAAUAUAGAGACCAUUGCCCUUAACAUUAUUUAAUUUGGGGAUGAUUUUAAGUUCGUCCCAGCCAGCCUGCACGAUCCCAGUUAUCGUUUACAUUCGUAUCAGUAAAAAAGCAAACAAUUCAAUUAGUCAAUCCUUAGAAGAAAAAUACAAAUAAACAAGACAAAAGCAAACACAGCGAUUAAUUCAAAUGGGGGGAUGAUGACAGAAAAAAAAACUAUAAUAUAUUUGAAGACUGAAUAAUCAAAUAAAAUUGGCUUUGUAACAACAAACAGAAACACGGAAGUGAGAUUAUCGCGAGAAGAUGGUGAAGAUGAGAGUGGCUUGACGACAAGCCAGAAGUGCUAACAUUGUGUAUGAUUCUAGAAGUUGAAAAGGGUAUCUGUGGGGGGAAAGAAAUUCGUGUAGGAUGCUAAGCAACUUAUGUAAUGUGCAAAAGUACUUUCAAUUCGAAAAUAAACAAAUUCUAAAACGA